AUGUGCGGCAUCAUCGCGUUGAUGCUCGCGAACCGCUUCGAGCACUGCAAUCAGGGCCUCUACGACGGCCUCACUGUGCUGCAGCACCGCGGCCAAGACGCCGCUGGUAUCAUGACGUGCGAGAAGAAGCGCUUGUUCCUGCGCAAGGACAAUGGCCUCGUGCGCGACGUGUUCAAGCAGACGCACAUGCUGAACCUGCGGGGCAACAUGGGCAUUGGCCACUGCCGCUACCCGACCGCUGGCUCGAGCUCGAGCUCGGAGGCGCAGCCGUUCUACACCAACUCGCCCUAUGGCGUUGCGCUCGCGCACAAUGGCAACUUGACCAACUCGCACGAGCUCGUGGACCAGUUGGCCAACACGAACUUUCGGCACGUGAACACGGACUCGGACUCGGAGCUGCUGCUCAAUAUCUUGGCCGACGAGCUCCUCAGACGUGUGGACCGACCGCUGGACACGGAGAUGGUGCUGGACGCUGUCACGGGCGUGUUCAAGCGCUGUCGCGGGGGCUACGCGGCCGUGGUGCUGAUCAACGGGUUUGGCAUUGUCGCGUUCCGUGACGCGCACGGUAUCCGUCCGCUCGUGUACGGCACGCGUAAAAGCCAGCACGGCAGCGACUACGUCGUGGCGUCAGAGAGCGUUGCGAUCGACACGCUUGAGUUCAAGAUGGAGCGCGACUUUGCGCCGGGGGAAGCAAUGGUCAUCAAGCAGAGUGGAGAAAUGACCACGCGGAAGUGCAUACCGGGUGCCAAGCUGUCCCCGUGUAUCUUUGAGCACGUGUACUUUGCCCGACCCGACUCGUUCAUCGACGGUGUCUCAGUGUACCAAGCGCGUCGCAAUAUGGGGGCGAAGCUCGCAGAGAAGAUAUUGCGCGAGCGGCCGGACCACGGCAUUGACGUGGUCAUUCCCAUUCCGGACACGAGCCGCACGUCUGCGCUCGAGGCUUCGCAGAAAAUGAAGAUUCCGUACCGCGAGGGCUUUGUCAAGAACCGAUACAUUGCACGGACGUUCAUCAUGCCUGGCCAAGUUGCGCGCAAGAAAACCGUGCGCAUGAAGUUGAACGCUAUCCGCUCCGAGUUCGAGGGCAAGGUUGUGCUGCUCGUAGACGAUUCGAUUGUUCGUGGCACCACGUCGCGUCAGAUUGUGCAGAUUGCGCGCGAGAACGGCGCCAAGGCCGUGUACUUUGCGUCAGCUGCUCCAGCCAUUCGGCAUCCCAACGUUUACGGCAUCGACAUGCCCACGACGGAGGAGCUCAUUGCCUUUAACAAAACUGCGGCUCAGGUGGCCAAGGAGAUUGGCUGCGAGUGGAUGAUUUUCCAGGAGCUGAACGACUUGGAGGAUUGCGUGCGGCAAGAGAGCUCGGCGCUCGCGGGUUUCGACUCGUCGUGCUUCAACGGCGUCUACGUUACAGGCGACGUGAACGAGGCGUAUUUCGAGCGGUUGCACGCUGAACGUUGCGACGCGCGCAUGCAGACGAAGAACAUGGGCUUUACACCAUUCAGCCGGACAAUCUCUGCUCCUCAGUCUGACGAGAGCAUCGACAUGUACAACGCUCCGCAGUGA
Messenger RNA from Hyaloperonospora brassicae, 1560 nucleotides. NCBI's taxonomy places the organism in Eukaryota, Oomycota, Peronosporomycetes, Peronosporales, Peronosporaceae. The record is from the annotation of a GenBank genome assembly.